This is a messenger RNA of Pectinophora gossypiella (pink bollworm), 1095 nucleotides long. RefSeq names its product aldo-keto reductase AKR2E4-like. Gene Ontology annotation, molecular function: aldose reductase (NADPH) activity. Gene Ontology annotation, cellular component: cytosol. Lineage: Eukaryota; Metazoa; Arthropoda; Insecta; Lepidoptera; Gelechiidae. The coding region runs from base 102 to 1079 and encodes 325 amino acids. The transcript has 7 exons. The record is from RefSeq and is a predicted model, not a curated record.
UUAUUAUGUUGUGUGGCCCUAGACCGGUCACACGUGUUUUCUCGUUGUAUAACGCAACGUACAUAUACGAUCAGUGUCGACUUGUUACGCGGUAAAGCAACAUGGGCCCUUUCGCAGUAAUAUUUCUUGCUGGAAUUUAUUCGACUCUAGCCAUCGAGGCGCCGCGGAAGGAGUUAAAUGAUGGCAACAUGAUGCCCGUCGUCGCUUUGGGUACAGGCAGAGGCACAGCACAGGGGGUUGAUAUAGAGGAAGUGCGCCAUGCUGUAUUCUGGGCUAUUGAGGCUGGGUACCGCCAUAUAGAUACUGCUGCUAUCUACAAUGACGAACUGCAGGUUGGGCAGGGCAUUGCGGAUGCCGUAUCCCAGGGUCUGGUGAAGAGGGAAGACCUGUUUGUUACUACUAAGCUAUGGAAUGACAAACAUCGUCGUGAGCAGGUCGUGCCAGAGUUAAGAGAAUCUCUCAAGAAACUCGGAUUGAGCUAUGUGGAUCUAUAUCUGAUACACUUUCCUAUUGCUACCAAAGUCGAUGGAUCCCCCGAUGACGUGGACUACCUAGAGACCUGGAAGGGCAUGGAGGACGCGAAAGAGUUGGGUCUGGCCAAGUCCAUAGGAGUGUCCAACUUUAAUGCCACGCAGAUUGAUAGACUGAUUGCUAAUAGCAAAGUGAAACCUGCUGUCAACCAAGUUGAGGUGAACCCAACAUUGACUCAAGAGCCCUUAGUAUCGCACUGUCAAAAGCUAGGCGUGGCUGUGAUGGCGUAUAGUCCCUUUGGUUUCCUGGUGACGAGGAAGCGUGAUGAUGUGCCACCUCCGAGGUAUGAUGACCCUGCCCUAGUCAAGAUCGGGGAGAAGUACGGGAAGACCACCGGACAAGUUGUGCUGCGAUACUUGGUGGACAGAGGUCUCAUUCCAAUUCCAAAAUCAGCCAACAAGGAGCGCAUUGCACAAAACAUCAAUUUAUUUGACUUCAAACUGACGGAAGAAGAGAUUGCAACUAUUAGCGCCUUCAAUAAAAACAUACGUGUGAUCGAUCCCAAGUCGUGGAAGGAUUAUCCUAAUUACCCAUUUGAAAGGGACUGAAGGGAUCAAAAUCCUC